UGGGCUCCCCAACCUUAGUUUCUGAGGCGGGAGACCGAAGCCGUGGCCGGCCAACCGGAAAACGCUCCGCAUGCGCUGCUCGAGGGAGCUCAGAUCUCCUCCUUCCCUUCCUCCCGUCCCGAGGCAUAUCCAAGGAGCCCUUUCCUUUUCGCUAUUGCUGAGCGUCCCCCACUGGGCACCACCAUGGUAGACAGAGGUCCCCUGCUGACAUCCGCUAUCAUCUUCUACCUGUCCAUCGGGGCAGCUAUUUUUGAAGUCCUCGAGGAACCUUACUGGAGAGCAGCGUCGGAUGAGUACAAAUCCAAGAAAACGCAGCUCCUAAAAGAGUUUCCCUGCCUAGGCCAGGAGGGGCUGGAUAGGAUCUUAAAGGUUGUGUCAGAAGCUGAUGGGCAAGGGAUCUCGAUUGAUGGCAAUGACACUUUCAACUACUGGAACUGGCCGAAUGCUGUCAUCUUUGCUGCUACUGUGAUUACAACCAUUGGAUAUGGAAAUGUUGCUCCUAAGACUCCAUCUGGGCGGCUUUUCUGUAUAUUCUAUGGACUCUUUGGUGUUCCUCUCUGCUUAACGUGGAUCAGUGCUUUGGGCAAGUUUUUUGGUGGACGUGCCAAGAGGCUGGGUCAAUUCCUGACAAAGAGAGGAGUAAGCCUGAGAAAAGCACAAAUUACAUGCACAGCGAUUUUCAUCAUCUGGGGAGUCCUAGUCCAUCUAGUCAUUCCACCCUUUGUCUUUAUGGCGACUGAAGGCUGGACUUAUAUUGACGGGCUAUACUUCUCAUUCAUCACUAUUACCACCAUAGGAUUUGGAGACUUUGUUGCUGGUGUGAAUCCAAGUGUCAAUUACCAUUCCCUGUACAGAUACUUUGUGGAGCUCUGGAUAUACCUGGGCCUAGCUUGGCUUUCUCUCUUUGUUAAUUGGAAAGUCAGUAUGUUUGUAGAGGUUCACAAAGCAAUCAAGAAACGAAGGAAAAAAAGGAAGGAGUCUUUUGAAAAUCACCCUCCUACCAAAAAAGCUCUUCAAAUCUCUAACACGAAAGAUGUGAACAUUUUCAGCUUCCUUUCCAAGAAGGAAGAGACCUACAAUGAUCUCAUCAAACAGAUUGGGAAGAAGGCUCUGAAAACAAACAAUGACCGAAACCUAAAAGCAGAGCAAGCUAUACCAGCCAUGCAGCGUGGCAGCACAGAUAUGAAGGUGAUGUACACAAAGAACAAGUUAUUUGACUACGAUGAAGUGUCUCUGAAUCUCCAAAAUUGUCAUGUCAUGAGGCAUCUGACUGACAAGCAUGUUGGGAAUAGCCCAGUCGAGGGAUCUGUGUUUGUAAAUCAACUAGACCGGAUCAGCGAGGAAGAAGGAGAAGCAUGGGAUUCCAGGGAUUAUCGACCCUUGAUCUUUGAAAAUGCCAAUAUAACAUUUGUAAAUGAGGAUGAUGAUGAUGAUGAUGAUGAUGAAGAGGAGGAUCUUUCAGAUGAUGAAGAAACAUCAAAGUCUUCUAUGGAUGACAAUCUUGCAGAGGAACCUGAGAGUCCUAAAACACUGGUGAAAUUUCCAUCCUCUGAUGAGUCUACCUUUACCAGUAAUGAACUAGAGGUAUCUGUACCUUACGAGCAGCUAAUGAAUGAGUACAACACAGUGAAUAAUUCAAAAGCGGCAACGUGA
Gekko japonicus is the source of this 1653-nucleotide messenger RNA. RefSeq names its product potassium channel, two pore domain subfamily K, member 5 (gene KCNK5). The record is from RefSeq and is a predicted model, not a curated record. Gene Ontology annotation, cellular component: membrane. Lineage: Eukaryota; Metazoa; Chordata; Lepidosauria; Squamata; Gekkonidae. The transcript has 6 exons. Gene Ontology annotation, biological process: potassium ion transmembrane transport; stabilization of membrane potential. Gene Ontology annotation, molecular function: potassium ion leak channel activity. The coding region runs from base 184 to 1653 and encodes 489 amino acids.